Messenger RNA from Ostrea edulis (European flat oyster), 2091 nucleotides. RefSeq names its product transcription factor AP-2-alpha-like. The transcript has a single exon. Lineage: Eukaryota; Metazoa; Mollusca; Bivalvia; Ostreida; Ostreidae. The record is from RefSeq and is a predicted model, not a curated record. Gene Ontology annotation, biological process: regulation of cell population proliferation; anatomical structure development; regulation of transcription by RNA polymerase II. Bases 1 to 1311 code for a protein of 436 amino acids. Gene Ontology annotation, molecular function: RNA polymerase II transcription regulatory region sequence-specific DNA binding; DNA-binding transcription factor activity, RNA polymerase II-specific. Gene Ontology annotation, cellular component: nucleus.
AUGGAAGCUGUUAAAUCUGGGAUGUACACUGGAAAUUCUGCCCCUCACUCUGGAUGUCUAACAACGAUGAGCAGUACUAUUACCCAGGAGGAAAUGUUCCCUACCUCUAGCCAAUCACUGGCUGGGGGGCUAUAUCUGUCUCACAGUCAGUCAAUGGAAGGGGCAUGUUCCUCCUCCUCUACAAGGGUCCAGUCUCACAAUGGAUUUUAUCCCUCCUCCACCCAGACAGUGGAAUAUCCAUGUUUUCCACCCUCCUACCUUGUGUCACAGUCUUCAGAAAUGGAGAGGUACCAGAGCCAGACUCCUCAUUAUAGCACCGAGCAGUACCCCCCAAUGACCUUCUAUCAAGUUCAGCAGCCAAAUUUUCCUCCACCCAAUGCAAACCCAACUCAACAAGACCUGAUUUACUCUCAGAGAGGCAGCAUUGAAAAUCUCCCCAUCAUUUACAGUGAACAAAACCAGCAGCCAGAUACUGUGCAUAUAUCAGACUCUUCAUUUACCAGUUCUCCAGACAGUGCUGAAUCUCAAAAUCAAAACACUGGUUAUAUUUCAAGAGAAGUUGCAAACCAGAUUGAAAUCCAGAGUGUGGUAGCUCCGAGGAGAGGAUCCCGCCGCAGUAGAGGAUCUGACCGUGAUGUGGCAGUGUCUAAUUCCUCAAGUCCAGAAGAGGUCUUCUGUCUGGUGGAUGGACGUCUUGCUUUACUGAGCAGUACCUCCAAGUAUAAAGUCACAGUCGCCGAGAUCCAGAGGCGAUUGUCAUCACCAGAAUGUCUCAAUGCAUCAUUGUUAGGAGGGGUCCUCAGGAGAGCCAAGUCAAAGGAUGGUGGCAAGAAUCUACGAGAGAGGCUGGAAAAGAUUGGGUUAGCUUUACCGGCAGGGAGAAGAAAAUCUGCUCCCGUUACACUUCUGACGUCUGUAGUGGAAGGGGAGGCUAUUCGUCUCGCUCGAGAUUUUGGAUUUUUAUGCGAAACUGAAUUUCCGUCCAAACCGUGUGCAAAGCAUAAUGUUCAAAAGUAUCACAACAAUAUUGCCCGUGAACAGAUGGCAAGGAAGAGUAUGAUCUUGGCAUCAAAGCAGAUAUUGAAAGAGUUUAUGGAUAUUUUGAAUGAAGAUCGAUCUCCGAUUGGGACCUCCCAGCCACAGCCAAUUCUGGAGCCUGAGGUUCAGAUUCCCCUAACCAGAUUCAGCUUAAUUUCUCACGGAUUUGGCUGUCCCGCCAUUGUAGCAUCACUAGCCACAGUGCAGACCUAUCUCACUGAGAUGCUGAAAUUCAUGGAUAAAGAUUUUGCUGCUGAUGUAAAAGAAAAGUGACUUUAAAUUUGACCUAUCUCAUUGAGAUGCUGAAAUUUGUUGAUAAAGGCCUUGUUGCUAAUGAAAAAGAAAAAUGACUUAAAAUUUGACCAAUCUCACUGAGAUGCUGAAAUUCGUGGAUGAAGGCAUCGCUGCUGAUGCAAAAAAAAAAGUGACUUAAAAUUUGACCUAUCUCACUGAGAUGCUGAAAUUUGUGGAUAAAGGCCUUGUUGCUAAUGAAAAAGAAAAAGUGACUUAAAAUUUGACCUAUCUCACUGAAAUACUGAAAUUUGUUGAUAAAGGCCUUGUUGCUAAUGAAAAAGAAUUUUAAAAUUUGACCUAUCUCACUGAGAUACUGAAAUUUGUGGAUAAAGGCCUUGUUGCUAAUGAAAAAGAAAAAGUGACUUAAAAUUUGACCUAUCUCACUGAGAUGCUGAAAUUCGUGGAUAAAGGCUUCGCUGCUGAUGCAAAAGAAAAGUGACUUUAAAUUUGCCGUUAUGUGAAGUGCUUGUUGUGCAUCAUUAUUUUCUGAUGAUUGAAAUUUACAUUUCAUUUUUAUAAAAUGUUUUCAUGCAUGAUUCAUGUGCCAUAUGUUGAUGGCGUAACUGAAGUCCAUACUGGAAUGUAUAGAUAAACCCUGAAGAUAAAAUUUAUGUUCCUUACAACAUAUAUUGCUAUGAUCGAGAUUCUGAUAUUCUAAAAACUUGUCUGUGUUUCUAUAAAGAUUGAUAUUUAUUUGUAGUUUAGUAGUCACUUGACUAAAAGUAUGUAAAUAAAGAUGUUGAAUAUAAUCAAAUGACU